Molecule: messenger RNA, 4199 nt
Organism: Pimephales promelas (fathead minnow)
Lineage: Eukaryota; Metazoa; Chordata; Actinopteri; Cypriniformes; Leuciscidae
Source: RefSeq, a predicted model, not a curated record
AUGGCGGGUCUAGUGGGGCAAAUCGGACCAUAUGAUGAAACUGUCGAGCAGUGGAGCUCGUAUACGGAGCGGUUCGAUUAUUUUGUCAAGGCUAAUGGGAUAAAAGAUGAGGUUCUAGUACCAACUUUUCUCAGUGUAAUGGGUUGUAAGACAUAUAAUCUACUACGUAGCCUGGUCCAGCCCAAUAAACCUGGUGAUAGCUCAUUCAAGGACAUUGUAACAAUGCUCCAGGAACAUUAUGCACCAAAACCACUCAUCAUUGCUGAAAGAUUCCGCUUUCAUAAACGCAACCAAUUAGAAGGAGAAUCGAUUGCACAAUUUGUGGCUGUACUGAAGCGUCUGUCAGAACACUGUGAGUUCGGCACAACACUGAGUGACACCAUAAGAGACAGAUUUGUGUGUGGGUUGCGUAGUGAGACCAUUCAAAAGCGACUCUUAUGUGAAAGUAACCUAACGCUAGAGCGAGCAAUGGAAAUCGGUGUAUCCAUGGAAAUGGCUGCAAAAGAAGCACAAGAGUUAAGCACAGCCAGUCAAGUUCACAAUGUGUACAGUGAAAGAGUGAAACAGGAUGAUAAGCGAGCAUGUUACCGCUGUGGAAAGAGUAGUCAUAUGGCACAGGAAUGCUGGUUCAAAGACAAAGACUGCAGAAACUGUGGAAAAAAAGGCCAUAUUGAACGUGUGUGCCAAAACAGAAAGCAAAAUGAGAAAGCAAACCCAGCUAAACCUGGAGAGUUCAAGAAAAGUUAUGUCAGAAAACUCAAAAAGAAAAACGUGAAUCAAGUGAAAUAUUCAGGGAAACAACAGGAGGAUGAAUCUGAUGAAACUGAAUACUCGCAUGUAAUGUCUGUGUCUUCAAAUUCUGAUGGCUACUGGGUGACACCACUUCUAGAUGGAAAAGCUGUCCCAAUGCAAGUGGACACAGGAGCUGCUGUAUCGCUCAUGGCAGAGUCAACUUACCAAGAGAAGUGGCCAUACCUCUGUCUCAAAGAAGCGAAGCUGAGCUUGAAAACAUACACAGGUGAGCUUGUACCUCUGUCAGGAGUCGUGGAUGUGUCUGUAGAGCUAAACAGACAAAAGGUAAACUUACCACUGUAUAUUGUGAAAGGUAGUAGUCACACAGCUCUGAUCGGUCGAUCUUGGCUAGAGAAAAUAAAGCUAAACUGGCAGGAAGUACAUUUAGUGGCGAAAGAGUCUACCAGCCUACAACACAUUCUGAGGAAGCAUGCAGAGGUGUUUGGAGAUGAAUUGGGAAGCAUGAAAGAUAUCACUGUAAAACUGACCAUUAAGUCUGAUAGUAAACCUAAGUGCUUAAAGGCUCGCCCAGUUCCUUACGCCAUAAAGCCUAAGGUAGGAACUGAAUUAGACCGGCUGGAGGAAACCGGUGUACUGAAGAAAGUGAGUGUUAGCGAGUGGGCCACGCCAAUUGUUCCUGUACUGAAAAAGGAUGGAUCAGUCAGAAUUUGUGGCGAUUUCAAGGUGGAUCCUGUUUCCCAAGAGCUGCUGACCAUCGUGACACACAAGGGCCUAUACAGGUAUCAGAGGCUUCCUUUCGGCAUAACUUCGGCUCCAGCGUUGUUCCAGCGGGCCAUGGACCAGAUCCUGAGUGGAUUGAAUGGAGUACAGUGUUAUCUCGAUGAUCUGUUAAUUACAGGGAAAGAUGAUGAAGACCAUCUCGGGAACCUGAACGCAACACUACAAAGGCUAAAAGAGUAUGGCCUUCGGGUGAAGAAAGACAAAUGUGACUUCUUCCAGCCCACCAUCGAGUACCUAGGACACGUGAUUGAUAGCGCUGGUCUUCACAAAGCUCCAUCAAAGGUAAAAGCUAUUGUGGAUGCGCCGUCACCAAAGAACGUAAGCCAACUGCGAUCAUUCCUAGGAUUGCUAACAUACUAUGCAAAGUUCAUGCCAAACCUUUCCAGUAGACUUCGUCCACUUCAUGAACUGUUAAACAAGUCAAACAAAUGGAAAUGGUCUGACAAAUGUGAAAAGGCAUUCAGAGAUGUGAAGUGCACAUUAACACAAUCAGAGGUCCUCACACAUUACAACCCUGCCCUACCGAUACAGUUGGCAUGUGAUGCUUCACCGUAUGGUGUAGGUGCGGUACUUUCACAUGUAAUGCCAUCUGGUGAAGAAAGACCAAUCGCUUUUGCGUCAAGGACUCUGAACUCAGCAGAGAGUAAUUAUGCUCAAAUUGAGCGAGAAGCUUUAGCAAUCGUGUUUGGUGUGAAGAAAUUUCACCAGUACCUGUUUGGGCGCAGAUUUACCCUGCUCACAGACCACAGACCCCUUACCUCCAUUUUUGGUCCCCAAACCGGUAUUCCUUCUCUGGCAGCGAAUCGCAUGCAACGUUGGGCUCUGCUACUGUCGGCUCAUCAGUACGACAUCAAGUAUAAGAGGUCUGAGCAACAUUGCAAUGCGGAUGGACUGUCUAGGCUGCCUUUGCCAGACACAAAGCCAGAAUGCCCUCAAGGCGACAUAUUCUACUUCCAAGAAGUGCAAGGUGCUCCGGUAACUGCUGCCCAAGUGAAACGAUUCACAAGAACUGACCCUGUCUUGUCAGAAGUUCUGACCAGGAUAUCUCAGGGCUGGAAAGGGAAGAUAACAGAUAAAUUCAAACCCUAUCUGAUUCGACGAAAUGAGUUGACAGUGCAGUCGGAUUGCUUACUGUGGGGUUAUCGUGUCAUCAUACCCCCGCCCCUGAGGCACCGUUUGUUGAAAGAACUUCACGCUGGUCAUUCGGGAAUAGUGAGAAUGAAAGAGAUGGCACGCAGCUACUUCUGGUGGCCUGGCUUGGAUGCAGAGAUCGAGGAGGAAGUAAAGGGUUGUUCAGAAUGUCAGAAUGUAAGGAACAUGCCCCAGCCAGCUCCCUUACAUCCAUGGGAUUUUCCAGAGGUGCCAUGGCAAAGAAUUCACAUAGACUUCGCAGGACCUCUGGAGAACCACAUGUUUCUGGUACUUGUGGAUGCUCACAGCAAAUGGCCUGAGGUUGCGGUCAUGCAUAACACAUCUUCGGAGAAGACCAUUGAGGAGCUUAGAAAUGUUUUCAGUCGUUUUGGACUGCCACAACAGCUUGUAAGUGAUAAUGGGCCCCAGCUAGUGUCUGAAGAGUUUCAGUCUUUCCUGAGUGUAAAUGGAAUUCAGCACAUCAGAUCUGCUCCUUAUCAUCCAUCCACAAAUGGCCUGGCUGAACGAUUCGUGCAGACACUGAAGAAGGCGCUAAAGACAUCUCAGGGUAAGGGCUCCCUAAACCAAAGACUGAACACAUUUCUAUUGUCCUACAGAAACACUCCUCAUGCAACCACAAAAGUCUCUCCAGCUACAGCUUUGUUGAAACGACAACUACGCAACAGACUGGAUCUUCUGAGACCAACCGGAACCAAGCAGAUUGUAUUGUCACAACAGCAAAUGCAGGUGGAGAGGCGAUCCAAAGCGAAGUUCAGGAGUUUCAACAGAGGUGAUGAGAUACUUGCUCGUAAUUAUGGAAAGGGAGCGAAAUGGGUACCUGCAACUGUUCUUGCACAAACCGGCCCUGUUUCAUACAUCGUUGAAACAAAGGAAAAGUUUACGUGGAGGAGACAUGUUGACCAGUUGUUGUCCUCGACAAUCUCCAGUGAUGAUCCCUGUGAAUUGGACGCACAUCAACACGCAUCUCUCUUCAACUCGGGUCGAAAGGUGGUAUCAGAAACCUUACCCACACCAUCUUCGAGUGAACCGCGGGUAAGCGUUCCCGUUGAGAAUACUUCUUCCUCAUCAGUGACUGUUACAGACACUCCAGUAGAAACACCACCGGUGCCUGUUCUCCAUCGUUACCCAACUAGAGCGCGAAAACCACCACGGAGAUUGGAUCUUUAGUCUAGAGGCUAACCCACGACAUUGGGGCAGAAUAAUCCCCAGGGUUCCGCCAGGGAAUUGAGGCAGUCUACCCUCCUUCCCCAGAGUUAGAAAAGUUAAUAGAAUGUUCAUGAAAAUAAUAAUAAUAAGAGUAAUGUUCUUAAACUAAAGACAAAUGUAUGUAUGACAUCAAAAGCAUUUAUUUGUUGAGAUUGACUUCAAAAGUAAAAGGGGAGGAAUAUGUUGUGUAUUGUUUACUUAACGUUUCGGGUUUUGUCCUUACGGUGAUUCCGUAUUUGCCCUCCUCGGGAUAUUGUUCAUGCGCAGAACAACUGUGUCUUGUUGAGUCUCGAGUCAGUAAAGGCUGC